AUGGCACCUCUUGUCCCGCGAUUCCACCUCUUCGAAAUCGACGACCAACCAUGGUUCCCGUCCUUCCUCCGCGGUUACGUCCAAGAAGGCCUCCACGCAGCCUGGGUGCAAAAGCUUCCCGUCCUUCAGACAGCCUCCCCAGCUCGCAUCGCCGCCCAGAUCCUGCAUCGCAUGCUCGGCCCGCGCCUUCCCUCCUACACCUUCAUCGACUUCUGCGCUGGCUCCGGCGGCCCAACCCCGGCUAUCGAGCGCUACGUCAACCGCCAGCUCACCAUUCAGAAGCAGCCCAAUGUUGACUUUGUCCUAACCGACCUGCACCCCAACACCGACGCCUGGGCCCGCGCCGCGGCGAAGAGCGAGCACAUUGGCUACGAGCAUAACAGCGUCGACGCCGCCGCGGCGCCUCGUGAGCUCAUUGAAGGGUAUACGUCAAGGGGCAAGAAGGUCUUUCGUCUGUUCAACCUAGCCUUCCACCACUUUGAUGAUCCGCUGGCUAGGGCGAUUCUGAAGAACACACUCGAGACCUCCGACGGCUUCGCCAUAUUCGAGCUGCAGGGCCGCGACCUAUACUCCUUUCUCAUGCCCGCCGUCCUCGGCAUCGGGUGCUUGCUCUUGGCGCCCUUACACGCAUGGAGGUUACGUUCGCUGUCCGUGUUGGUUUUCACAUACCUCAUCCCCAUUCUGCCGUUUGUAUUGGUCUUUGACGGCUAUAUUUCCGCCUUGAGGACGAGGACGCCGGAUGAGGUCGAGGCCCUGAUGAAGUCGUGCGGCGCUCGCACCGACGGUUGGGAGUUUAAGAGCGGGAGCGAACCCCACAUGCCGCCUUUUGGGCAUGUGAACUGGAUCGUGGCCGAGAAGAUCUCGUCCAGGGAUUGGUGA
Colletotrichum spaethianum is the source of this 879-nucleotide messenger RNA. RefSeq lists its product as uncharacterized. NCBI's taxonomy places the organism in Eukaryota, Fungi, Ascomycota, Sordariomycetes, Glomerellales, Glomerellaceae. The coding region runs from base 1 to 879 and encodes 292 amino acids. The record is from RefSeq and is a predicted model, not a curated record. The transcript has 2 exons.